Molecule: messenger RNA, 3026 nt
Organism: Varanus komodoensis (Komodo dragon)
Lineage: Eukaryota; Metazoa; Chordata; Lepidosauria; Squamata; Varanidae
Gene: CPT1B
Product: carnitine palmitoyltransferase 1B
Exons: 19
Coding region: 312-2633 (773 amino acids)
Biological process (GO): fatty acid metabolic process; carnitine metabolic process
Cellular component (GO): mitochondrion
Molecular function (GO): carnitine O-palmitoyltransferase activity
Source: RefSeq, a predicted model, not a curated record
GUAACACGGGGGGCUCCGGAAGAGGGGGCUUCUCUCUGCCACCCCACCUUCACUCCCACCACGGGCGCAAACCACUCGACCGGCGGGGAGGGGGCACCGCCCGCUGCCCCUCCCUCCCAGGAGGGCAGCCCCAGUGGCCGCCGCCCCCUUCAGCCGGGUGUCCGAUUACAGCCACGCAGGAAUCCCGGAGCGAGUGAGCAAGCGAGCCAGCCGGCCGGCCAGCCGGGGACGAAGAGGCGCAGCUCCCGCUGCCGGACUGAGGCGCGCCGCGUCCCUCCCCCUGUCGAGCAGCGGCCAGCAGACCCGCCAAGAUGGCGGAAGCGCACCAGGCCGUCGCGUUCCAGUUCACCGUCACUCCCGAGGGCGUGGAUUUCCGGCUGAGCCGCGAAGCCCUCAAGCACCUCUACCUGCUGAGCGUCUCCGCCUGGAAGAAGCGCUUUGCCCGCCUCAAGAACAAUAUCCUGACCGGUGUGUUUCCUGGCACACCUUCAGGCUGGCUGGCCAUCGUCAUAGCAACGGUGGGAUCCAUGCACCUCCAUGUUGAUGUGUCCAUGGGGCUGAUCUGCAGCAUCCGGAGACACCUGCCCGCCAGCUGCAGCUGCCUGAGCCUCCGCAGCCAAAACCUGCUGAGCGCGGUCCUCUUCUCCACCGGCGUCUGGAUCUCCGGGAUCUUCCUGUGCCGCAAGUCGCUCAAGCUGCUGCUCUCCUACCACGGCUGGAUGUUCGAGCCCCACGGCAAGACCAGCUACAGCACCAGGAUCUGGGUGGCCAUGGUGAAAGUGAUGUCCGGCCGCCACCCGCUGCUCUACAGCUUCCAGACCUCCCUGCCCAAGCUGCCCGUGCCCCACGUGGACGACACCAUCCGGCGGUACCUCGCCUCGGUCCGGCCCCUGAUGGACGACGCAAGCUACGCCCGCAUGGAGGCGCUGGCCCUGGACUUCCAGCAGCAGCUGGCCCCGCGGCUCCAGAAGUACCUCGUCCUCAAGUCCUGGUGGGCUACCAACUACGUGAGCGACUGGUGGGAGGAGUACGUGUACCUCCGGAGCCGGGCCCCCAUCAUGGUCAACAGCAACUACUACGUCAUGGACUUCCUGUAUGCCACCCCCACGCCGCUCCAGGCCGCCCGGGCGGGCAACGUCGUCCACGCCAUCCUGCUCUACCGCCGCCGGCUGGACCGCGAGGAGCUGGCGCCCGUGAUGGCGCUUGGGAUCGUGCCCAUGUGCUCCCAGCAGAUGGAGCGGAUGUUCAACACGACGCGCAUCCCUGGCAAGGAGACAGACACCCUGCUUCACCUGUCGGAGAGCCGACACCUGGCUGUCUACCACAAGGGCCGCUUCUACAAGGUGUGGCUGUACCACGCGGGGAGGCACCUCACGCCCCGCGAGCUGGAGAUGCAGUUCCAGCGAAUCCUGGAUGACCCGUCGCCUCCGGCCCCCGGCGAGCUGAAGCUGGCCGCCCUCACCGCUGGGGAGAGGUGUCCGUGGGCCGAGGCCCGUGCGGCGCACUUCAGCCGAGGCAGGAACAAGGCUGCGCUGGACUGCAUCGACCGGGCCGCCUUCUUCCUGACGCUGGACGAGGAAGCGCAGGGCUUCGACCCGGAGCGGGAGGACAGCCUGAGCACCUACGCCAAGAGCCUGCUGCACGGGCAGUGCUACGACAGGUGGUUCGACAAGUCCUUCAGCCUGGUGGUGUACCGCAACGGCAAGCUGGGCGCCAACGCCGAGCACUCGUGGGCGGACGCCCCCAUCAUCGGGCACCUCUGGGAGUUCAUGCUGGCCACAGACCGGUUCAGCCUGGGGUACUGCAGCGACGGGCACUGCCACGGCAUUCCUAACCCGGACCUGCCUCCGCCGCAGCGUUUGACGUGGGACAUCUCCGAGGAGUGCAGCAAGGCCAUCGACGCCUCGUACGGCGUGGCCAGGGCCCUCGCCGACGACGUGGACUUCCACUGCUUCCGCUUCCAGGAGUUCGGCAAAGGCUACAUCAAGAAGUGCCGGACCAGCCCGGACAGCUUCAUCCAGAUCGCCCUGCAGCUCGCGCACUUCCGGGACAAGGGCUGCUUCUGCCUCACCUACGAGGCUUCCAUGACGCGGCUGUUCCGGGAGGGCCGGACCGAGACGGUGCGCUCGUGCACCAGCGAGUCGACCGCUUUCGUGCGCAGCAUGGCGAAGGCCACCUGCAGCACCGCAGAGCGCCUGCAGCUGUUCAAGGUGGCGGCCGAGAAGCACCAGCAGAUGUACCGCCUGGCCAUGACCGGGGCCGGCAUCGACCGGCACCUCUUCUGCCUGUACGUGGUGUCCCGCUACCUGGGGCUGGACUCGCCCUUCCUCGCCAAGGUGCUGUCCGAGCCCUGGCGCCUCUCCACCAGCCAGACGCCGCAGCAGCAGAUCAAAAUGUUCGACCUGGAGUCCCAUCCGGACUGCGUCUCGUCCGGAGGCGGCUUCGGGCCAGUGGCGGAUGACGGCUACGGGGUCUCCUAUAUCAUCGCCGGCGAGAACCUGAUCACCUUUCACGUCUCCAGCAAGUUCUCCAGCUCCGAGACGGACUCCAAGCGCUUUGGGCAGAGCAUCCGCCAGGCCAUGCAGGACAUUGCGGCCCUCUUUGCCACGCCUGCCAGGAAGGUGGCCAACUGAGCCGGCCGCGCGCCGUGGGCCCACGUCAGCCGGAGCCACGCGGAAGCCGCCUCCCGGCCGCAGGGCCGGCUGAGGCAAAGAUCCUGCGCAGACCUCUCCGGGCCCUGCGCCGGCGCCGGGGGGCCCGGUCUUUCCAGCCCCGCCUGCGGCACCCCCGGUGCCGGUGGGGGGCAGCGCCGCGAAGCCCCUCACCGCGGAGGCCUGGCCUUGGCGUGAGGCGGGGGCGGAUUCCUGGGCUGCCCUGCCGAGAGCGCGCGAGGGCGACGCGGACUGGGGCCGGGCCGGGCCGGCGGGACGGGGCUUCGGCUUGCCUUGCCUUGUCUCCUGCCUGCCCGCCGAGGCGGCUCUGGGGGACCCCCGAUGCAAAAGAGAGUCGCUACACUUUGUGCCAAA